Coccinella septempunctata (seven-spotted ladybird) is the source of this 697-nucleotide messenger RNA. Its product is annotated as cuticle protein CP14.6-like. Gene Ontology annotation, molecular function: structural constituent of chitin-based larval cuticle. Gene Ontology annotation, cellular component: chitin-based extracellular matrix. The record is from RefSeq and is a predicted model, not a curated record. The coding region runs from base 150 to 638 and encodes 162 amino acids. NCBI's taxonomy places the organism in Eukaryota, Metazoa, Arthropoda, Insecta, Coleoptera, Coccinellidae. The transcript is spliced from 3 exons.
GUCGAUAAUAUUCGAAGACAAACGUCUCUGCAUGUAAUUACCAAGGACUUCUUCAUUAUUUGAAAUGUCAGUAUUUACCCAUUUAUAGUUGGUUCAUGAUGUGAAAUCUUCAUUUGUUAUUUGGUGAGAUUAAGAGAAUUCGUCAAAAUAUGAAGUGGAUUUUGUCGGUUCUAUUCACAUUGGUCACCAGUGUUAUGAGUGUUCCCGUUGUGAACGAUGCUGAUGCUACCAUAACCAGUUAUGAUUAUCAGCUUAGGGAAAAUGGAUACAGUUUCUCUUAUUCAACCAGCAAUGGAAUCACAAGGCAAGAAAAUGCGUUUAUAAUCGGUGAUCCGAAUAGGAUAAACGACGAUAACCAAAUUAUUAUAGUAAAUGGAUUCUAUUCCUAUACCGAUAAGGAUAACAAUAUGUAUCGAGUAGAAUAUGUAGCAGACGAGAAUGGUUACAGGGUUCUUGAAAAGACACCACUUUCUGCGCCUUCUGGAGGUUUUGGGGCUGCUGGAGGUUAUUCGGGUUCUGCAGGUUCUGCACCUUUAGGUCCUACCUAUCAAAGUAUUGGUCAAUCACAGUCCUACAGCCCCCAAGAACCAAAACCUAUUUCGUCAGCAGCCUUAGCUUCUCUUGGUGGAUCGUCAUAAGUCUGAGCAAUAAUUAUUAUUGCUCAGACAAUGUAUUAACUCCAUACAUUUUUAUUCAG